Rhinocladiella mackenziei CBS 650.93 is the source of this 4476-nucleotide messenger RNA. RefSeq lists its product as uncharacterized. Gene Ontology annotation, molecular function: structural constituent of nuclear pore; protein binding. The transcript has a single exon. Gene Ontology annotation, biological process: RNA export from nucleus; protein import into nucleus. The record is from RefSeq and is a predicted model, not a curated record. Gene Ontology annotation, cellular component: nuclear pore. The coding region runs from base 1 to 4476 and encodes 1491 amino acids. Lineage: Eukaryota; Fungi; Ascomycota; Eurotiomycetes; Chaetothyriales; Herpotrichiellaceae.
AUGGCUUUCAAGUUCUCGACCGCGGCCAGUGCCUCCGACUUCGGCUCAGCGACAAAUUCUCCCCAAGGUUGGCCCAAUGUGAAAGAUGGACCAGAACUUCGAGAGAUCCAAACAAAUGAAUUGGGAUUUGCCGGUCUAAAUGGCGAGUCCAAGGUCCAACUUCUCCCUACGCCGUGGCCAUCAGAUGAUCUACCUCCGCCUUCGGCCUCCCUUCUCAGUGUCGCAUCGGCGAAAGGACUACUAGCAGCCGCAGGUCCUGAUGCUCUCUAUAUCGCCCCCACAGCCAUGGUGAGGGCCGCCUUCCAGUCACCAGCAGCCCCAGAUCGUCAAAGUGUUCGACCGUUUACGCCGGACGUCAAAAUACCACAGCCUCGGCUUUCCCAUGUUGCCUUCUCCUCGGAUGAGAAUGUCUUGGUCGUUUCGACUGAAAAGGAAGGAGAUAUUUUGGCUUUCCAGGUUGGCGAGGUGCAGAAAGGCCAUCUUGAACCUGUUCUGCGGAUAUCCACAAACGGACAGAGUCUGCGGGCGCUAAUCCCGAAUCCUGUACCUGAAUCAGCCGCUCUCUUUGCUCUAAUCACCACAAAUGGGGAUUUGAUGCUGCUCGAUCUGGUGGCCGGUACUAUGGUUUCUGGGAGCAACGGCAGCGUGUUGAAGAGUGGCGCUUGUUGCCUAUCAUGGAGCAAUAAAGGCAAGCAGUUGGCCGUUGGAAUGGCAGACGGGACGGUCAUCCAGAUGAAGCCCGAAGGUGAUGUUGUGGCACACAUCCCAAAGUCUACUUCCAUCCCCCCGUCUAUGCACGUCUCUGGAAUAUCAUGGCUCGAGAACGACAGCUUCUUCAUCAUAUACACGCCAAAUGAUACGAGCCACGGGAUCCAGCCUUCUGAAUACUAUAUCAUCAACCGAGAACCAAAAGCGAAUAAUUACACCUUUCAAAGGUUACCCGAGGUUCUUCCUCCUUUCGGUGUCGAAAGACUACCUCCUUCACACUUCAUAGUGAGACUUAGGAACUUUCAGCCUCAUAUUCUAGAUUUGUUGGUCGUGGCCGCCACAGCAGCUACAGAUAUUGGUCUCAUCUCGAAGACGAAUAAAGCCUUGUCCCAGGAGGAUCAGGUCACAUCUGCCUUUACAUUUACCACUAUCGAGGACGACGCGAGACGUGCUGAACUGCCUCUUUCAGCUGACAUGCAAGACACCUCUCCCAUCGGCAUGGUCUUGGAUUUGUCCAGUUCUGAGAAGGUUCCAAACCCUAUCCCAGCUGAACAGGAGAUCCUCGAGACCGUCGGACCCGUACCUUGUUUGGUGGUCUUGAACAAUGAGGGCAUUUUGGUAGCUUGGUGGAUCAUCUACAACGAUUCGGUCCGACAGAAGACCACUUUUUCGGGACUCGCACCUCUCCAAGCCAUAAAAGAGUCUCCAUCAUCAUCCUCUGCGGCACCAACUGCCACGGACGAAGCACCCAGCAACGCCAGCCCCUUUACAAAACCUACCCCUGCCAAUUUCGGUGUAUCAGCAUCUCAGUCUCGCUUUGGCACCCCGGCAACUAAGCCGUUUGGAACAUCCUCGCCUGUUGCGUCUGACAAACCCUCUUGGGCGACUACUGGCUUUGGAUCCCCAAACGGUGCUGCGGCAGAGGGAUCAAACUUCGGCACCCCAGCCUUUGGAUCCGUGACGCCCAUUGGAGGAAGUGCUACUCCUGCAUUCGGCUCAACAAGUGCUCUCGGAAGUCGACUAUCAACUUUUGGCCGAACUCCUACCCUAGGAGGGCCUCCUUCAUUCGGUCAACCAUCUCUCGUUGGUGCUGGUACCAACACCAGUCCUUUCGCCAGUGCAGGCGUUGCAUCGACCGGUUCGGGAUUUGCAUCGUUUUCGAAUGAAGGGGGAUUUUCCUCUUUCGCAAGAGCCAAGACAGAUCAAAAUGCCCUGAGUCCUUUUGGUGCACCAGCGGGAACAAGUAUAUUUGGGCAGACAUCCGAAAAACCUUUCGGCGUUGACUCAAAAUUGCCAUUCGGCCAGGCCAAACCUAUUGGAAGUCAGAGCUCAUUUGGGAACACUGGGUCAUUCAAGUUGCAGUCGUCGUUCCAAGGCGAUGGAAGUGCGAAAGACGAUUUACCGAAACCCACUGAACCUAGUGGAUUCGGUUUGGGGGGCUUUCUCGAUGGUGUGUUGGGAGAAUCAAAGCAGACCCUCUCUCCAACCCACGACCAGGAAACCGAAAUGGGUGAAGAAGGCGUAGUCAGCGAUGUUGACUCUGAGAAAGCUCAGGAUACUUCGUUCGAAGGUUCUCCGUCUCAAAACUCGGCCCAACCUCCCCAGACGCUUGUUACUCCCCCUUCGACUCUUUCACAACCGAAAGCUACUCCGGCGCCCCCGGAAUCCAGCCUAUUUGGCCAGCCAUCAAACCACACCACAACCCCACAGCCCCAAACGACUACGCCAGGAUGGUCCUUCAACGGCAUCUCCUCAACAACUCCCAAGGAGACCCCUAUGCCUUCUCACAUGACCUUGUUCGGUACGACGACCGCUGCAAACGACACUCCCGCCGCCGUGGCGCACAGCGAACCUGCAGUACCAUUUGCACCCAUUCAACACAGCCCUCAGAUUAAAGAAGAACCUCCAAGCGAGAACGAAUCUGUUGACUUGAAAAAUAUCCCCGAGCCGCCCCUCCCCCCUGACCCUGUCAGUAAACCCCGAUAUGCGUCGGGUGAGACUUCAAUCUCGUCGAAUAUUUCCAAAACUCCCCCAGAUGAUGCCCCGUUGCCGCCGGACUUUCUUCCUCCGUCCAAGUCAGUUGAAGAACCUGCGUCGCAUCAACCACUGCCGGAUGAAGAAGUGGAACCAGAACACGACCAAGAAGAAGAUGGCUUCAGUUCGGAUUUUGAAGGGAGUGGUGAGGAUGUCACCGGGGACGUUAGUGCGGAAGAAGAUGCUACGGAAGAGCAGCAUGACCAGUUGCAAACCUCUCCGGAAAGCUCGUUCAAGAGCGGUGAUAGGAGUACAGAGGUCAGCCCCACAGGUGGUCUGUUUACCAAGGUAUCUUCCACUCCGACGGCGCAGAAACCUGCUCGACCAUUGUUUGGUGAAGUUGGAACUGGUCCAAUCUUUGCUCCUCCCAAACCACAAGAAAGCCCACGAUCGCCAAGCCCGGUAAGGAAUGUAUCAUCCGUCGAAGGUUUGAGAGUGGACCCAACCAGAUCUGUCAGUGCUCCAGCUCACCCUCGAUCUAUCAUUCAUCAACGAAAAGCGGAGUAUCAAAAGUCGUCGCUUGCUGCUCAGGCCGCCAGAACUAGGGAAGAAGAGGUCGCGAAAGAGAAUGCUCGGCGUGAAGCAAUGGCGAGGCAAAAGGCACAAGAAGAAGCUGAGCAGCUCGAACCAUUGCAAGAUGAUGAAGACGAGAUCUUGCGUCAGGAGCUGGAGAGGCCCAUCUCGCCGAUGCAAUCGCUGGAUGAUUUCGUCACUUAUCAGCCGAAGCCGGGAGAAGAAUCGAGUAAGACCGGCAUACCUGCGCAGAUCGAAAGACUGUACGCGGACAUCAACUCGAUGGUGUACACGUUGGGAAUCAACUGCCGCUCGUUGUCAGCUUUUCUGCAAUACCAGCAACCAAAGGCAUCCAAUCAAUCGUGGCCCUCAGUGCUGAAAUCUGAGACGCCGAUGGAUGCUCUUAACGACGAGCGGCUCCUGACCGAUAUCACAAGAUUGCAUGACGGACAAAAUGUUCUUUCCGCUCUCCUGGCAAAGAGCCAGGUCGACAAUUUUGGUGGCAAAAUUCAACAGUGUCAGGCCCUUCUCGCUCAAGAUUUAUUCGAGCUGAGGACCAAACUGACCACCAUACGGAAAACCAUACACGCCCUUGCUAGCACCGAUAAUGGCAUCACGGCACCACUUUCGGCCGAACAGGCCUCUAUCCAACACGAUCUUCGCAAGGCUUUUACAUCGGUUCAGUCCAAGCUGAUUCAGACUGAAGACAGCAUUUCUGUGCUUCGUGCCAAACUGGCUCGAUCGACAUCUGCAGACUCCGGAACCUUUGGGAGAACGGCUUCUCCAAAGAAACCAACGGUAGAAGCUGUGACGAAGACGGUUGGGAAAAUGAUGUCGAUGGCAGAACAAAAGAGUGCAGACAUUGAUAUACUGGAGGCCCAACUCAAAAAGAUGGAUCUUUCGCUGGCCUCGUCAACUCUGAGCAAUGGCGAUAGAUCCGGCGGGCUAACGAAUGUGACUACUCCACAGCGCCAUCGACAAUCAGUGAAUGGUGCGACUCCGGGGACUAAUGGAAGUGUUUAUCAUACUCCGGACUCCAAGUUGGGCAACAGUACACGGUCGAAUAGAAGUUGGAGGGCUAGCUUUAAUGGAGCCAUGGUGGCGAUAUCAAUAGAGGACAGGGAACGAUGGCGAGCACAAUCACGCCGUCGAAAGGAAGCUACCGACACGCUAAAAGGGGUUUUGGAGGAGAAACGAAAGAGAACCACGGCAAAGAGAUGA